This is a messenger RNA of Pararge aegeria (speckled wood butterfly), 3132 nucleotides long. It is a transcript of the gene Nna1, whose product is annotated as cytosolic carboxypeptidase 2-like. NCBI's taxonomy places the organism in Eukaryota, Metazoa, Arthropoda, Insecta, Lepidoptera, Nymphalidae. Gene Ontology annotation, biological process: proteolysis. The transcript is spliced from 17 exons. Gene Ontology annotation, molecular function: metallocarboxypeptidase activity; zinc ion binding. The record is from RefSeq and is a predicted model, not a curated record.
AUGUUAUGGUGGAAACAACUUGAACGUGUACAACAUAACGUAAUGAUGAUAGAGCAAGAAGAACAGCGGAGAGACUUCAUAGAAAACACAACGGUGACGUUGACGCUCCCUACUAGGGACCCGGUAUUACAAGAUAAUUUAUUGAUAGCGAAUAUAGACCAAGUGAAAACUUUACAAGCUUCUCUUUUUCCUGUAUGCAAUAGAGGAACAUUUAUAUCCAACUUUCUUCACAAUAAUAUUAAAACAAAUCAACUAGAAAUAAAUACCGAUAUAAAAACUUUUAAGACGACAGCAAAACUUAGAGAGCCUAGAGAUCUAUUUGCACUUCCGAAAGAACUUGAUUGUCCACAACAAGCACCAAGGUGGCCAUCAGAAUGUCAAGUUGUAGAGGAAAGAAUACAGCAUAUAAUGUGGAGUCCAGCGUCACCUGAACCUUACUAUAUAGCUACGGGAAAGGAGCUAAAACCUCAACCAGUUGGAGAGGAAGCGGGCACAGUGAUUUUCCAGUACUAUCCAAUGAGUGCAGUUAACUACUUUAGCCGUUCCUCAGUUGGUGGAUCUCGAUUGUUCCUUUCCGCGUGCACCAGUGCAGGAGGAGACGAUGAACUACGGUUCGAAUCACGUUUUGAAAGCGGCAAUUUGGCGAAAGCAAUUAAAAUAACGUCUGCUUACUAUGAACUACACCUCCGUACUGAUAUAUACACGAACAGACACAUGCAAUGGUUUUAUUUCAGAGUUUCCAACACCAAAAAGCAAAUGAUGUACAGAUUUUCUAUAGUAAAUCUAUCAAAACCCGAAAGUCUGUACAAUGAAGGAAUGCGACCUUUAUUAUACUCGACGAAGGACGCACAAUUACAUUCGAUCGGUUGGAGACGUUGCGGUGAUAACAUCGCUUACUACAAAAAUGACUCAACAUGCGAGGAGGAAGAGCAAUAUCCUAGUUAUACUUUGACAUUCAACAUAGAGUUCCCGCACACAGACGACGCCGUAUACAUAGCACAUUGUUAUCCAUAUACAUAUUCAGAUUUACAAGAAUAUCUAUCGAGGUUACAAGCACAUCCAGUCAAAUCAAUGUAUUCCAAAUUACGACUUCUAUGUCGAACUUUAGCUGGAAACAACGUAUAUUACUUGACAAUCACAGCUCCGCAAAAUUGUACUGAAAUGGAACCAAAAAAAAAGAAGGCUGUUAUAAUAACAGCACGAGUUCAUCCAGGUGAAAGUCCAUCGUCGUGGAUGAUGAAAGGCUUUAUGGACUAUUUAACUGGAGAUACGAAUCAAGCUCGAGAACUUAGAGAAAAAUUUAUAUUCAAACUAGUUCCUAUGCUAAAUCCGGAUGGAGUCAUAGUCGGCAAUAACCGUUGUUCACUAACUGGAAAAGACCUAAAUCGGCAAUAUCGAACCGUAAUAAGAGAAACUUACCCCCCCGUUUGGCAUACCAAAGUUAUGAUACGGAGGUUACAGGAAGAAUGUGGGGUGGCAAUGUAUGUGGAUUUACAUGCUCAUUCAAGGAAACAUAAUGUGUUCAUUUAUGGAUGCGAAAGCAGAAAAAACUCCGAAAAGCGUUUGCAGGAACAAGUUUUUCCUUUGAUGUUACAUAAAAAUGCAGCUGAUAAGUUUUCAUUCGAAAAUUGUAAAUUUAGGAUUCAACGCAGCAAAGAAGGUACAGCAAGAGUUGUAAUUUGGAUGUUAGGAGUUGCUAACAGUUAUACAAUGGAAGCAUCAUUUGGAGGAACAGAACUGGGUAGUCGAAUGUCAACACAUUUCUCCGCCCAAGAUUACGAGAGCCUCGGACGAACGUUUUGCGAAACUUUACUUGAUUUCUAUGAUGAAGACCCAAGCAAAGAAAAAUUAAGAACGAAAAUAGUUACUCGUCUAUUAAAAGAAGGUUCUAACGCUGAUGAACCGACCAAUAUCGAUUUAUCAGAUUAUUCGAGUGACGAAGGGGAUACAUCUAGCAGCAGUUCAGAAGCUGGCCCUCCAAAAGAGCGUUCAAGCAAAACACAAAUUGCACCACCGCCAUCACCUAUCCUACCUGAUAUUAUUAACACUGAUAUUAAACCCCGAAAACAAAGACUAGAAAAAAUAAACAGGAUAGAGAAGAAGAAAACAAAAAGGGAAACAUUACAGGUUUCGAGAGCUACAAUUGACCUGACAUCAGAUGCGAUGACAGACGCUUCAUCAGAUUGUGAUUCGUUGGAGGAAAAUAUCAGUCCCGUAAGAAGAGUGCGAAAACUGCUACAAAUAUCAGGAAAGCAAAAACCAAGGAGAAAAAAGAAAAUGCCACCUGAAUUGAAAGUUUUUCCAGUGCCGACAAGUGAUUCACCAUUUAAUUCAGAUCGUGAAAGAAAAUGCUCAAAAGGAAGCAGACCAAGAAGUGUAUCAAUGAUAACUGAGCCACUUAAUAGACCUAAAUUAAAACCUGCUUCAUGGCAUCAAUUCCGCCAUUUACCAGCUCCUAAGUGUUUAACAGAAAUAAAGAGCAGGAAUAAUCCAACAGAAUUACAGGUUAAAUUAAAUCUGUUAAAGAAAAAUAUUUGGACUGGAGUACAAAAUGAGGAAAAAGGACCUUUAUCCUGGGGCAUUUCCAGUUUUGCUAUGAAUUCAUAUUUUACUGACAGUGAAGCUUUGCUCAGUUAAUCUCUUAUGUGUUUCUUCAAAAGGUCUUGUUCUAAAAAGUUGGAAGAAUUAGAAGAUGAACGUAAGAGAAGCAAAGAUGAGAAAAAGAAAAAGAAACUCAAAACAAAGAAAAUUUCUGUAAAAGUGCCAAAUACUGAGGACAUAUUAGAACCUAUAAAUAAAACUUCUAAAACAAAUAAGAAAAAGGGAAAGUUAAAACAUGCAAAAUCAGAAAGUAUAUCGCACAUGAACAGUACUAGUUUCACAGACAUACCUAGGAAUACUCAAGCACAACAUAACCAAGCCAAAUCAGCCUUUAGAAAGAGUGCAUUUGUUGCUACUGCAAUACAAGCAAAGAAAUCAAGUCGGAAAACCAAUGCAAUUAUUUCAGAAAAUUCAGAUUCAGAUGCUUCUAUACAAGUUACUAAAAAAAUUAAGAAAAAGACAAAGGCGUCAAAAAAGCAACCACUGAAGCAAAGCAAAAACAAGAGUAAGGACGAUUUUGGUGAUGAGUAA